AUGGACUUGCCCAGCGAUCCCCAAGAGCUGCACGUUUCUACCACUCACCCCUUGUUGUCGCUGGUUGCAGCCGUAUUCUGGGCUCUUCUAUGGCUGUUGUCCUGGGCCAAGUCCCUGAUUGCGUUCGCAACGAUAUCUGUGCCUCGAUUCAUCUAUGCAGUCUUGUCCUAUUCUCUCACAUUUACUCUGAACUUCUGGUCCUUCGUCAUUAUAUUCAUCGCAUCAGCAGUCGCACUCAACUACUUUAUUCGAUUCCGUUAUUUGAAUGUAUACUCGACACUGAAAGAACCGCCAUUGGUCAGGACGGAUGCUAAGGAACUCCAUCCCGAUGUGAAUGCGACUGAAGCUCCUCCGAACUUUCAUAAUUAUCUGGAUGAUUUCCUAGAAGCUGUUAGGAUCUUUGGGUUUCUUGAGAAACCAGUCUUCCACGAAUUGGCCAGACAUUUGCAGACUCGACGACUCAUUGCGGGAGAUAGCAUUUCGUUGAACCAGGAUAAAAAUUUCUACUGCGUUAUCGAUGGUCUGGUGCAGGUGCACACUCGGACAGGUGACGCCCAACCAGAGGAGGGUUCUUGGGAAGACGGAAGUCCCAAUGGAUACCAGCUUUUGAAUGAAGUUGGUAGUGGUGGUACCUUGUCAAGUCUCUUUACUAUUCUAAGCCUCUUCACGGAGAACGUUCGGAUUAGUUGGCAAGAUGACGAGGUCACGGAAGUUGAUACGGAUCAAGACCAUGCAUCGACUCGUCCGACGCGAACAAGGAUGCACCGUUCAGACUCUGAUGUUUCUAAUAUUGAUUUGGAUGGAGUGUCAGCUUAUUCGUCGCCUUUGUCGAGUCGGUCACAUUCUCGGCGAAGACCGUCCGUGUCUUCAUCAGGUUCAACUAUUCACGGAGAUGAUAGUACUAUUUCGUCUCCCAAUGGUCGUGGAACCCAGUCAUUCCGUCGUGAAUCGUCGUCGUAUAUAGGCUGGGAAAGCCAGGCUCGGAUAGUUGAUAAUAGUAUUGUCGCUCUGGCUGUCGAAGAUGCUACCCUUGCUGUCAUCCCUGCUGAAGCAUUUCGGCGUCUGGUGAAGCAGUUUCCUAAAGCGUCCGCUCAUAUUGUUCAAGUGAUUUUGACAAGGUUCUCUCGUGUCACUAUCAAUGCUGCACACAAAUAUCUUGGUUUAACCACUGAAGUCAUCCGAACAGAAAAAGCAAUUAACGAAAUUGCUUGUCAUCCUUUGCCUAACAGGUUCUACGAAGGUGGGGGGCUGCAUGCUCUCCGACACAAAUUUGACAAGCAGUCUGGGGAGGAAAGUCCCGAACCAGAACGUGAUUAUUUCAGUCCGAUACACUCACAAUCACCUUCAGAAAAUGGUCCUUACCUGUCUCAUGAUCAUGGCGUCACCGAAAGCCCUUUAUCAUCAUCGCAGACGUCGUUGCCCCGCGAAACCUUCAACCCCAAACGUACGCAUUCAUCUCGGCAUCUGGUGCAAGCAGGGGAUCUCCACACGUCUGCAAUCCUUAGUGAUCCGAACCGAUUUUUCCACAGGCCUUUCAGCACAACUGGUACAGGGAAUUUCUUGCCUAGCCCUAUAAUUGGUGCAGAUCAUCAUUUACACAAUGAUGACUUCGAUUUGAGGGAAGAGGUCAUGUCCUGUAUCGCCAAGUCGAUCGGAUUGCGUCAACCGCCUCUGAGUGGAAUAGACUCCGUGGAAGCGUCACCUGCGUUUUCCCCUGUUGGGAGUCGAAGUGGAGAUGGCCAUGAACGCAACCAAGGGUUCACAUCGUUUGGGUCACUUUCGCUGCUUGAAACAGUAGACGAUGCCUCGUCUAGCGUGACGGGCGAGUCGGCGAUGGGCAGCGUGCAUGGUGUUGCGGCCUUGGAUAAUGAAGUUGAGAUAUUGUAUUUCGCUGCUGGCUCAACUCUUGCUCGAGCAGGAGAGCGACAUCCCGGGCUGUUUUACGUUAUUGAUGGAAUUCUCGACAUUUCUCUUCCAUUGGAGGAAGAUACUUCCACCAAAUUGGGACGAGAGGAACGGGAGCACAAGCCAGCUGCAAAACAUCGAUCUGCAACCGUUACACCCACCUCCUCCAACGAGAAACGCAGAUACUUGUUUACGGUCAAACCGGGAGGCAUAGCUGGUUACAUGUCUUCUCUUUGUGGAAUCCCAUCCUAUGUUGACAUCACUGCCAAAAUGGACACAUACGUGGGAUUUUUGCCAUAUAACGCACUGGAGAGGCUUCUUGAGAAACGACCGAUUGUUCUCCUAACUUUAGCGAAGAGGCUUAUUUCCCUAUUGUCUCCACUGGUUCUCCAUAUCGAUGCUUCUUUAGAUUGGAUGCAGGUCACUGCUGGUAAAGUCUUGUGGCGACCGGGAGAUCCUAGUGAUAGCUUCUAUAUCGUGGUUAAUGGACGACUCCGAGCAAUUGAUGAUAAAGAGGAAGGGAAAGUCAAGAUACUCGGCGAAUAUGGGCAAGGAGAUCCGGUGGGCGAACUUGACGUUAUCACACGCUCUCCACGUCGGAACACAGUCCAUGCCAUCCGAGAUACAGAGCUUGUACGCAUGCCGUUGACGUUAUUUAACGCAAUAUCCGCUCGCAAUCCUCAAGUUACAUCGCAACUGCUGCGACUAAUCGCUUCAAGGGUUCGUAACGAGGUUGAUAUUUCUUCCUCCGGCCGCACAGCGAACGCAACACCCGAACUUGGAUGGAACAACUUGAAUCUCAAGACCGUAGCAAUUAUGCCUAUUUCCAGGGCCAUUCCGAUAGAAGCUUUUGCGAAGAAGUUGCAAAGUGCCCUGGAAAGCUUCGGUGCCCCUACGGCUUAUUUGAAUCAAGCGUCGAUAAGCCGGAGCUUAGGACGACAUGCAUUUACGAGGAUGGGAAAGCUCAAGGUCGCUGGUUGGCUGGCUGAUCAGGAACAGCGAUAUAGGACGGUUUUAUACGUUGUUGAUUCGCCUGUCAACAGCAAUUGGACACAGACGUGUAUCCGCCAAGCGGACUGUGUUAUGGUUGUCGGAGCCGGAGAUGAUCCCAGCCUAGGAGAAUACGAGCGUUUCCUAAUGUCAGUCAAAACGACGGCCAGAAAGGAACUCAUACUGCUUCAUCCGGAACGUAGUGUCGUUCCGGGAAGUACAAGAGAAUGGCUGAAGAUCCGACCUUGGAUAAGUCGACAUUUCCACGUUGAACUCCCUGGAAUAACCUUACCGGUGGGAAAGACAAUUUUAAAGGAUCCGGAUCCUGCUGCUGUCACUGCGCUGAAGAACCUGAAGGAUAAGGUGCAAAGUGAGAUCCAGAAGUUCCGCGGAGGGCGCGACAUCCCUCGCCCUCAAAGACCUGCUCAGAUGAGUGAUUUUGCCCGGUUAGCGAGAAGAAUAUGCGGGAAGUCCGUCGGGCUGAUCCUUGGUGGUGGCGGCGCGCGUGGACUCUCGCAUUUGGGCCUUAUCCAAGCUAUGGAAGAGCGGGGAAUUCCGAUUGACCAAAUUGGAGGAACGAGCAUUGGAGCAUUUGUUGGUGGUCUUUUUGCUAGAGAAGGUGAUCUUCUAUCCAGCGCUGGAAGGAUUAAGCAAUAUUGUGCUCGAAUGGGCAAUAUCUGGCGUUUGCUGUCUGAUCUAACCUACCCAAUCGUUGCAUACACUACGGGCCAUGAAUUCAAUAGGGCUAUUUACAAGUCCUUUUACGACUUACAUAUUGAAGACAUGUGGAUACCUUUCUUCUGUAAUACCACGAACAUUUUGACUUCUCGCAUGGAGAUUCAUGAAUCAGGAUACGCGUGGCGAUAUAUCCGUGCAUCUAUGACCCUUGUUGGUCUUCUUCCCCCACUCUGCGACAAUGGUAAUAUGCUCGUCGAUGGUGGAUAUAUGGACAACCUUCCUGUAUCCACGAUGCUUGCGAUGGGAGCAAGCGUAGUCUUUGCAUCCGAUGUUGCUUCUAUUGAUGAUAACUCCCCGAGGAAUUUCGGUGAUUCCGUAUCUGGUGUCUGGCUGUUUAUUAACAGGUGGAAUCCGUUUUCGAGUGCAAGGAAAAUUCCACCUAUUACGGAGAUUCAGAGUCGCUUGGCCUAUGUCUCGAGUGUAAAGACAUUGGAAGAAGCCAAAGCUGCACGCGGUUGCUUUUACAUGCAAUUGCCUGUCCAAGAUUACGGGACGAUGCAGUUCAAUAAGUAUGAGGAGAUAGAGAGGAAAGGGUAUCAAGCAGCAGUGAAAAUCCUGCAAGAAUGGGAGGAGGAUGGAAGGCUAGCGGCUGUUCUGGAAGAUCUGGCAGAAGUACGAAGCCAAGGGAAACGGAAAGGUUUGAGUGCUAGAAGGAAUUCGAUUUGA
Molecule: messenger RNA, 4299 nt
Organism: Fomitiporia mediterranea MF3/22
Lineage: Eukaryota; Fungi; Basidiomycota; Agaricomycetes; Hymenochaetales; Hymenochaetaceae
Product: patatin-domain-containing protein
Exons: 26
Coding region: 1-4299 (1432 amino acids)
Biological process (GO): phosphatidylcholine metabolic process
Cellular component (GO): endoplasmic reticulum
Molecular function (GO): phosphatidylcholine lysophospholipase A1 activity
Source: RefSeq, a predicted model, not a curated record